Messenger RNA from Myotis lucifugus (little brown bat), 1102 nucleotides. RefSeq names its product interleukin 1 receptor associated kinase 1 binding protein 1 (gene IRAK1BP1). Bases 95 to 877 code for a protein of 260 amino acids. Gene Ontology annotation, biological process: immune response; canonical NF-kappaB signal transduction. Lineage: Eukaryota; Metazoa; Chordata; Mammalia; Chiroptera; Vespertilionidae. The record is from RefSeq and is a predicted model, not a curated record. The transcript has 4 exons.
GCCUUUGCGCCGCGCACAGGGAAGCCCUGGCGCGCAGUGGCCGCUUCGGCCGCCGUCCGCUCCGAGUUGCUAUGGUAACCCAGCCGCCAUCACUAUGUCGUUGCCACAAGCCUCUCGGUCUCGGAUGUUCGUGGAACUGGUUCCCUGGGCGGACCGGAGCCGGGAAAACAAUCUGGUCUCGGGCGGAGAAGUGCUGCCCAUCCCCCGCCACCCGCUCUCCUCGGCGCAGGCCCAGACCUCGGCCCGCGAGGUGCACGUGAGCGGCGCCGCGGAGGUGUCUGCGAGUCCGGACCGGGCGCAGGUCGCCGUGCGGGUGAGCAGCACCAAGGAGGCGGCGGCCGAGGCCAAGAAGAGCGUCUGCCGCCGCCUGGACUACAUCACGCAGAGCCUCCAGCAGCAGGGUCUGCAGGCAGAAAAUGUAACUGUGACAAAGGAUUUUAGAAGAGUGGAAAAUGCUUAUCACAUGGAAGCAGAGGUCUGCAUUACAUUUGCUGAAUUUGGAAAAAUGCAAAAUAUUUGUAACUUUCUUGUUGAAAAACUAGAUAGCUCUGUUGUUAUCAGUCAACCCCAGUUCUAUCAUACUCCAGGUUCUGUUGAAAAUCUUCGACGGCAAGCCUGUCUUGUUGCUGUUGAGAAUGCAUGGCGCAAAGCUCAAGAAGUCUGUAACCUUGUUGGCCAAACUCUAGGAAAACCUUUAUUAAUCAAAGAAGAAGAAACGAAAGAAUGGGAAGGCCAAAUAGAUGAUCACCAGUCAUCCAAACUCUCAAGUUCAUUAACUGUACAACAAAAAAUCAAAAGUGCAACAAUACAUGCUGCUUCAAAAGUAUUUUUAACUUUUGAAGUAAAGGGAAAAGAGAAGAAAAAAAGACAUCUCUGAAAUUCCAACCAAAAUAUAUUGUGUUUAUAUCUUUUUGUCUAUUUUUAUACUUUUUAUAAUGUUUACUUUUGCAUAUAUAUAUAUAUAUAGUAUAGUAUAUAAAGUGUUUUCUCCCCAAAAUCUGUGAAUCCUUAAAUAUAGUUCCACAGAAUACUUAUGUUUACUUUCUAUUUUGAAAAUCUUACUGUGGGAAAUACUCUUUGGAAAUAAAUAUGUGCACACUUA